AUGGAGUUCACAACCUAUGACUACGACUAUUCAAUGCCGUGUGAAAAAGUCAACAUCAAGAUGCUGGGGGCCCAGUUCCUUCCCCCACUCUACUCCCUGGUGUUUGGGGUUGGCAUGUUGGGCAACAUGAUGGUGGUAGUGAUCCUCACAAAAUACAGGAGGCUCCGGAUCAUGUCCAAUAUCUACCUGCUCAAUCUGGCCAUUUCUGACUUGCUCUUUCUAUUCACUGUGCCAUUCUGGAUUCACUAUAUUGUGUGGCACACGUGGAUUUUUGGCAAUGGCAUGUGUAAGUUCCUCAUAGGACUUUACUACACGGGCUUAUACGGUGAGAUCUUUUUCAUCAUCCUGCUGACCAUAGACCGGUACCUGGCCAUUGUCCACGCCGUGCUAGCCCUUCGAGCCCGCACUGUCCUUUUUGGCAUCAUAACCAGUUUCAUCACCUGGGGUCUGGCAGGGAUAGCAGCCCUCCCCGAACUGAUCUUCCAUAUGUCCAUAGAGGAAUUUGAAGAGACUAACUGUAUGCCUCUCUACCCAGUGGAUAAGGAAAUUACCUGGAAGCGUGUGCAGGCUCUGAAAAUGAAUAUUUUGGGUCUUGUUCUACCUCUCCUUGUUAUGGCUGUCUGCUACACAGGGAUCAUUAAAACCCUGUUGAGGGGCCCCAGUAAAAAAAAGUACAAGGCCAUCCGGCUCAUUUUUGUCAUUAUGGUGGUCUUUUUUAUUUUCUGGACACCUUACAAUCUGAUUCUCCUACUUUCCACUUACCAAGACAUCUUCUUUGAGGACAACUGCGAGCAGAGCAAACAGCUGGAUCUGGCCUUGCAGGUGACUGAGGUGAUCGCCUACACACAUUGCUGCGUCAACCCGGUGAUCUAUGCCUUUGUGGGAGAGAGGUUCCGGAAGUACCUGCGCCACUUUUUCCACAGGCGUGUGGUCACCAACCUGGGCAAAUACAUCCCCUUUCUUCCUAGUGAGAAGCUAGAAAGAACCAGUUCUAUAUCCCCAUCAACAGGGGAUCAGGAACUCUCUGCUGUAUUUUAG
This is a messenger RNA of Condylura cristata (star-nosed mole), 1038 nucleotides long. It is a transcript of the gene CCR3, whose product is annotated as chemokine (C-C motif) receptor 3. Gene Ontology annotation, cellular component: cytoplasm; membrane. The transcript has a single exon. The record is from RefSeq and is a predicted model, not a curated record. The coding region runs from base 1 to 1038 and encodes 345 amino acids. Gene Ontology annotation, molecular function: C-C chemokine receptor activity. Gene Ontology annotation, biological process: G protein-coupled receptor signaling pathway; inflammatory response; immune response. NCBI's taxonomy places the organism in Eukaryota, Metazoa, Chordata, Mammalia, Eulipotyphla, Talpidae.